Molecule: messenger RNA, 1383 nt
Organism: Electrophorus electricus (electric eel)
Lineage: Eukaryota; Metazoa; Chordata; Actinopteri; Gymnotiformes; Gymnotidae
Gene: prkab1b
Product: protein kinase, AMP-activated, beta 1 non-catalytic subunit, b
Biological process (GO): signal transduction
Cellular component (GO): nucleus; nucleotide-activated protein kinase complex; cytoplasm
Molecular function (GO): protein kinase binding
Source: RefSeq, a predicted model, not a curated record
CUGAGAGCACUCUGGUUCAUUAAAGACGAGAUUACAGUCCUUACGGUACCAGAAUACAGCAUUAAUGACUUUGAAUUAUCAUUCGUAUAAUUAUCAACAUAAUGAGCUGUAGUAGUAGGCUAGUUCGUACUGGUGUAGUAGCAGCAGCGUGAGAAGGCCAGACGGAAGAGGCGUGAGUCACAGCGCGAGCAAAAUGGCGGAAUAAGAGCGAGCGAGCGAGCUUAGCUCCACGCGCAGCCUCACAGACCGCACCGGGGCCACGUGACAUGGGUAACGCGAGCAGCGAGAGGAGCGGAGAGAAGGCGCAGCGGCGCGAGAACCGCGGUGCCAAGGAUGUCGGACGGCCAAAGCUUUUAAUGGACAACGUGGAGGACGGGGACAUCUUUCAUGGAGAUGAUGCCAAGGAGUUCCUGGCCUGGCAGAAGGAUGUGGCAUCAGACUCUAGGUUCCCCAUCCCUGAGGAGCAUCCUACCGUGUUCAGAUGGUCAGGACCAGCCAAGGACGUCUGUAUCUCUGGCUCCUUCAACAACUGGGCCAGCAAGAUCCCUCUGUCCAAGAGUCAUAAGAACUUUGUGGCCAUUCUCAACCUGCCUGAGGGUCAGCACCAGUACAAGUUCUUCGUGGACGGACAGUGGACGCUGGACCCUGCGCAGCCUGUGGUGACCAGUAAGUCUGGUGUGGUGAAUAACGUGAUUCAGGUGUGUAAGACAGACUUUGAAGUGUUUGAUGCUCUGAAGACCGACUCUGAGAAAUGUUCUGACCUGUCAGACGUGUCUGGAUCGCCUCCUGGGUCUUACCAGCAGGAGGCGUACUCUAAGAAUGAGGAGCGCCUCCUCACACCCCCCAUCCUCCCCCCACACCUGCUCCAGGUGCUCCUCAAUAAAGACACCGGCAUCUCUUGUGACCCAACUCUGCUUCCUGAACCUAACCACGUAAUGCUGAACCAUCUUUAUGCACUCUCCAUCAAGGAUGGUGUGAUGGUUCUCAGUGCUACUCAUCGCUACAAGAAAAAGUACGUCACUACAGUGCUGUAUAAACCCGUCUGAGCAGAGCAGACUUGCCCGUCUCCCACACGCUUCAGCACUGUUACCAGCAUGUUUGAGGAGCCUGAACCCUCCCCACAGCACCGUGGGAUUUCUGGGACAGGACUGGGUCAGGCUCCUGUUUCCACAGAGGACUCGAGUUUAAUCACUUUAAUGGCUCAGGGAGGGUUUGUAAGGGUUUGUAGUUUUUUUUUCAUCCAACACAAAAACUUUCAUAUUUUAAGGAUUUUCCAGUCAAGACUUUGUACUAUGUACUUUUUUGUUUUGAUUGUUUAUUACAUUUUGUCAACACAAUUACAAUGUAAAAUGUGAAAUAAACAUGACUGCAUAUGUCACUGAA